Messenger RNA from Ornithorhynchus anatinus (platypus), 732 nucleotides. RefSeq names its product translocase of outer mitochondrial membrane 5 (gene TOMM5). The record is from RefSeq and is a predicted model, not a curated record. Gene Ontology annotation, cellular component: mitochondrial outer membrane translocase complex. Bases 46 to 201 code for a protein of 51 amino acids. The transcript has 2 exons. Lineage: Eukaryota; Metazoa; Chordata; Mammalia; Monotremata; Ornithorhynchidae.
GAGCCGAGCGGGGGAGCGGCUCUUCGGAGCGGGGGGGGGUCGGUCAUGUUCCGCCUCGAGGGCCUCGGGCCCAAGCUGGACCCUGAGGAGAUGAAGCGGAAGAUGCGCGAGGACGUGCUGGCCUCCGUCCGCAACUUCCUUCUCUACGUAGCCUUACUGCGCGUCACUCCCUACAUCUUAAAGAAGCUGGACAGCAUAUGAGGAUGCCGGAGGAAGGCCGCGCUGCCAUCGAAAAUCACGGCGCGAAGAAUCCCAUCACAGUUCUUAACUCGCGUAUGACAACGAGUAGGACCGCGGAGACACGAGAAACCUGUCGAACGGCUAUCCCUCAAUGCUUGCUUAAAAGAUUGGCUUCCCGAAAAGCGAAAAUAGCUGUCGAGAGGAAACUUAAAAUUACGUAUUGCUUCUCUUUGUGUGUGUCAUAGAGUCUCCCUUCCCGCUGGUACACCUGUGAUCGUCUAUCGGACGUGGUCGGAAACCGGUUUUGAGUGUAACGGUAUUGCUUUUCGUUUGUAAAGCUACCUCUGAAGUGGAACUGCUUAAAUGCAGUCUCCUUGAAUCUCCUGCUUCUCCAGAAUGCGUACUGUGACGAGACUGUUGAGUUUUAGCAUUUGUUUUAUCGGGCCUCCUUGCGGUGGACAUUACACUGUCGAGACGAAUGUAGUUCUGUGAGUCUUUUUAAUAAAUUUCUCUUGCCUCCGACUUUUGAGUCGCCAGGGAGGCGGCGUGGUA